GUUUGUUUGUUUGUUUCGUGACCCCUAAACCCAGUGUGGGGGUUAGGUCUCAAGGGGACGGGGAUUUGAACGUCAAAAGUGGCGAUCGGGUGCAACUUGAUUUUUCAGUAGCGUCGGAGGAUGGAGCGGAAGUUCUUUACCCGCCAUCUUUCUUCCUGGCAACGCCGUCCUCGUAGUUUUGUGUAGCGGGUUGAGGGAGUCCCGGGUCGCUUGCUGCAGUGCUAUGACUGCUAAAUCCAGGAGCCCGGGGAGGCCGCGGGGAGCCCGGAGUGCAGCCAUGGAGUCUGUGUCCUUUGAGGAUGUGGCUGUGAACUUCACCCCAGAGGAAUGGGCUUUGCUGAAUUCUUCCCAAAAGAGGCUGCACAAAGACGUGAUGCAGGAGACCUUCAGGAACCUGGCUGCCAUAGCAAAAAAACAAGAAGACUGGACCCUUGAAGGUGACGAUGAAAAUGUGAGGACAAUUCUUCCCCUUGCAAUUCAGACUGGAUACAAACUAUGUGAGCAUCAAGACUCUUCAGAGAAACCACGCACGUGUGAGCAGUGUGGGCAAGUCCUCAGCUCUCCCCAGUGCUUUCGGGAACAUAUGAGGACUCACACUGAAGAGGAAACUUAUGGAUGUGAGCAAACUGAGGAAGGUUUUAGUAGACACAGUUAUGUUCAAAUACGUGAAAGAAUGCAUACUUCAGAAAAGCCUUGUGUUUUAAAGCAGAGUGGGAAAGACUUUUUGACUCUUGCUGGUAUUCAACAGCCCAUAAUAACACAUAAUGGAAAUGGGCCAUAUAUAUGUAAAGUAUGUGAUAAAGCCUUUCAUUCUUCCAGUUCUUUCUUUACACACAAAAAAACUCACACUGGAGAACAGCUUUAUAUAUGUAAUCAGUGUGGCAAAACCUUCACCUAUUCCAGUGGCCUUCGCCGCCAUGAAAGGACCCAUAGUGGAGAGAAACCCUACAAAUGCAAGCAAUUUCUGAAGGUCUUUCCUUCUUUGAGUAAGGUUGAGAGUCAUGAGCAAACUCACAAUGGAAUAAAACACAUGUGGAGUCACUGUGGGAAAGCCUUCAGUGACCACAGCUCGCUUCAGUCCCACGGGAAGAGCCACAGCUCAGAGAAACCGUAUGUGUACAGGCAGUGUGGGAAAGCCUUCGCUUGUUCCAGUGCCUUGAGAAGACACGAGCGGAUUCACACUGGUGUGAAGCCCUAUGAGUGCAAGGCGUGUGGGAAGGCCUUCAUUGACUGCAGCUCUCUGCAGUGUCAUGAGCGCAUCCACAGUGGAGAGAAACCUUAUACAUGUCAACUGUGUGGAAAAGCAUUCAGCCGUCAAGGGUCUCUUAAAUGCCAUGAGCGGAUCCACAGCGGGGAGAAGCCCUAUGCAUGUAAGCAGUGUGGGAAGCGCUUCAUGCAUCACAAUGCCCUUAGAUACCACGAGCAGAUUCACAGUGGACAGAAGUCCCACGGGUGUAAGCAGUGUGGGAAAGCCUUUGUGCUGAGCAGCGCACUGAAAAAACAUGAGCGAAUUCACAGCGGGUUGAAACCCUGUCUGUGCAGGAUAUGUGGGAAAGCCUUUACGUUUCACAGCUCCCUCCACUGCCACGAGAGGACGCACACUGGGGAGAAGCCCUAUGUCUGUAAACAGUGUGGCAAAGCCUUUAUGUAUCACAGUUCUCUGCGUUGCCAUGAAAAUAUUCACAGUGCAGAGAAACCCUAUGUGUGUAAGCUCUGUGGAACGGCCUUCACUUACCACAGUUCUCUUCAGCGCCAUGAGAGGAUCCACAGAGGGGAGAAGCCCUAUGUGUGCACGUUCUGUGGGAAAGCCUUCACUGACCACAGCUCCCUGCGAUGCCAUGAGAGAAUCCACACCGGGGAGAAGCCCUAUGUGUGUAAACAGUGUGGGAAAUCCUACAGCACGCACGGCUCCCUCCGCUACCAUGAGAGGGUGCACUGUGUAUAAGCUGGCUAGGAAGACUUUCUCCUCUUUAAAUAAGUUGGAAUCUCACAAUUCAAAGCGGGGAAAACAUUUGUUAGUAAGCAAUGUGGAUAAGCCUUACCGUGUUCUGGUUCCCUUAAGAAAGCAUGAAUGGAGACGAUCUCUAAAUAUAGAAUAAAGAAAAAGCUCCAUUAUGACAAGAACUUUCUAGCAAGCGUGAUGGCGUACUGAAUUUAACUUGUAUCUGUGUAAAGAAUGUGGGUUGCUU
Messenger RNA from Acomys russatus (golden spiny mouse), 2189 nucleotides. Its product is annotated as zinc finger protein 709-like. The coding region runs from base 224 to 1945 and encodes 573 amino acids. The transcript has 3 exons. Lineage: Eukaryota; Metazoa; Chordata; Mammalia; Rodentia; Muridae. The record is from RefSeq and is a predicted model, not a curated record. Gene Ontology annotation, cellular component: nucleus. Gene Ontology annotation, biological process: regulation of cytokine production; negative regulation of transcription by RNA polymerase II; regulation of immune system process.